AUGCUGGACGAGAAUUUCCACCAACUGCAGUCCAUGGAGGAGGAUGGCAUCACAGCCAAGGGCUACGUCGCCGACAUGAUCAACCUCUUUAUCAAGGACACCAAGAGGAUCCUCAACGACAUCGCCGGCAUGCUGAGCCAACCUGUGGUGGACUACGACAUGGUGGACGUCCUCGUGCGUCAGCUCAAGGGGUCCAGCUACAGUGUUGGUGCUAAGAAAGUGAACCUAUCCUGCAUGCAAUUCCGUCGGUUCAAUGAGCCAAGAAGCAAAGAAAGGUGCCUCAUGGCGUUGGCUCUUGCUUGGAGUGAGUUGUGUGAUAUGCGAAGCAAGUUUGAGGCUAUGAUGCAGAUAUACUGUUUGAUUUCUGAGCUGGAGGAGCAGAUCGCAACCUAUGGUCUUAAGUAG
Triticum dicoccoides is the source of this 405-nucleotide messenger RNA. RefSeq names its product histidine-containing phosphotransfer protein 2-like. Bases 1 to 405 code for a protein of 134 amino acids. The transcript is spliced from 6 exons. Gene Ontology annotation, biological process: phosphorelay signal transduction system; cytokinin-activated signaling pathway; phosphorylation. Gene Ontology annotation, cellular component: nucleus; cytoplasm. Gene Ontology annotation, molecular function: histidine phosphotransfer kinase activity; protein histidine kinase binding. The record is from RefSeq and is a predicted model, not a curated record. NCBI's taxonomy places the organism in Eukaryota, Viridiplantae, Streptophyta, Magnoliopsida, Poales, Poaceae.